AGCAAAUAAAUGACUUUGCAACGAGGAAGCACGAGUAUACUGGCAUCACACUUUAAGAAAAUUAACUUUUUAAGUGUAUUGUUCUCGCUGUAAGCGAAUGUCCUACGUGUAGUUCAAUUUUACGCGCAGAAUUCUUAAUUUUACAUAACCCGGGCGCGAUGGAUAUACAAAAAUUGAAUGAAACGUCUUCUGCUUUUUCGGAUUGUGUGAGAGCGCAAAACAACUCAUCCUUGAACAGUACGGCAAAUAUGACCGUGGAAGUUAUCAACACCACCACCUGUGGAAACGCAUCAGUCGGUCCGAAACUGCAACCCGCGAGGCCGAAAGAGAUGGACUCUGUGCGGAUCCUGCUGUACUCGCUCAUAUUCCUGCUCAGCGUGUUUGGGAACCUGCUGAUCAUCGCCGUGCUCACGCUGAACAAGCGCAUGCGCACCGUGACCAACUCCUUCCUGCUGUCGCUGGCGCUGAGCGACCUGAUGAUGGCGGUGUUCUGCAUGCCCUUCACCCUCAUCCCCAACCUGCUGGGGGACUUCAUCUUCGGGGCCGCCAUGUGCAAGAUCGUCGCCUACUUCAUGGGAAUCUCCGUCAGCAUCUCCACCUUCAGCCUGGUGGCCAUCGCCAUCGAGCGCUACAGCGCCAUCUGCAACCCGCUGAAGUCCCGCGCCUGGCAGACCCGGUCCCACGCCUACCGCGUCAUCACCGCCACCUGGAUCCUGUCCUUCCUCAUCAUGGUGCCCUACCCCGUCUUCAGCGUGCUGGUCGCCUUCAACAAGCCCCACCGCGCCACCCGCCACAUGUGUCGCCUGGACUGGCCCAUGAGCCACUUCGAGCAGACCUGGUACAUACUGCUGCUCUCCGUGCUGUUCUUCAUCCCUGGAGUGGUGAUGAUAGUCGCUUACGGCCUCAUCUCGCGGGAGCUGUACCGCGGGAUACAGUUUGAGCUGGACCAGAAGAAGCAGGCGGGCGAAACGAAGAACGGCCUGACGGCCACGGUGUCGUCGGGGAGCGACGAGGGCGACGGCUGCUACGUGCAGGUGGCCAAGCGGCCCGUCGCCAUGGAGAUGUCGGCGCUGACGCCGGCGGGCGGGGCCAAGGUGGAGCGCCCGCGCUCCAACACGUCGCAGGCCAAGCUGAUGGCCAAGAAGCGCGUGAUCCGCAUGCUGAUGGUGAUCGUGGCCAUGUUCUUCACCUGCUGGAUGCCGCUGUACUCCGUCAACACCUGGAAGGCCUUCGACCCGCGCUCUGCCCACCGCGCGCUCUCGGGCGCGCCCAUCUCCUUCAUCCACCUGCUGUCCUACACCUCGGCCUGCGUCAACCCCGUCAUCUACUGCUUCAUGAACAAGCGCUUCCGCAAGGCGCUGCUGGCCACGUUCGGCUGCUGCCCGCGCCCCUGCCCCCCCCGGCCCCGCCCCCGGGACGACGACAUCACCACCACCGCCGCCUCGCUCUCCAAGUUCAGCUACACCACCGUCAGCACCGUCGGCCCCACCUGA
Molecule: messenger RNA, 1493 nt
Organism: Conger conger (European conger)
Lineage: Eukaryota; Metazoa; Chordata; Actinopteri; Anguilliformes; Congridae
Gene: cckbra
Product: cholecystokinin B receptor a
Exons: 5
Coding region: 159-1493 (444 amino acids)
Biological process (GO): neuropeptide signaling pathway
Cellular component (GO): membrane
Molecular function (GO): neuropeptide receptor activity; gastrin receptor activity
Source: RefSeq, a predicted model, not a curated record